AUGCCUCUCGCAAUCCCCGCCAUCCCUGAGAUCGCAAUCUCCCUCGCAUCCCCGGAGGAGCCGACCAGCGAGCCCUUCUCUCCUUUCUCGCCACACUUCGCCCCAAAGAGCCCGACCAUCUCCCUCCUUCAGGACGACGAUGCCUUCAGGGCUACUCUCCUCUCGCCCCCGCCCACCCUUUCGCCCAGAGCGCUCUCUCCCCUGCGCCCCGCAGACCAGCUCGCGAAGGGCAAGGGUUUGGAGAGAGAACGCUUCGAGGCCCUGUUGAAGGCAUCGCGGGAAAGGAACACUGCUGUCGGCGGUGGCAGGAAGGAGCUCGAUCUCCGCAAGGAGAUUGCUAUCAAAGCUCACAGGAGCAAGCAGGUUGAGCGUAGGGCUCUGUUCCUCUCCAAGGUGCAGGCCCCUCCCUCGCCUACCGCGGCUGUGACACCCAAGACGCCGCCCGAGUCGCCGGCCAUCUUCCACUACUCCUUGCCCUCUCCGGGCUUGGACUCGCCCAUCGCUGUGUUCGAGAACCUUUCUCCGAGCGAGUUGACCGGUCAGCAGUGGGUAGAGCAGGUGGACUUCCGCUUGCCUGGGAAGCCCAUCCGCAUCCGCUCGCCUGCUCUCAAGACGGCGCCCGCCAGCAAGCGCAAAGUUUUGCCUUCGCUGGACCAGAUCACUGCCCGUCUAAGCUCUCAUGCCCCGGAUGCGGGCAAGGAUGCUCCUCGCGCUUCUGCUCGACUUCCGUCCUUCCUGCAGUCGAGCCGGCGCUCGCCUCUCAAGGCCGCUCCGCCCGUCACUCAGGAGGUCGAGGUUCCCACCUCGAAGGCGAGGCCCGUGCUUCCCCACGACGUAGGUCGCCUUCACUUCCCGCCGCGGUCGCCCGCGCCGGAGUCGAAGCCGACGCCGUUCGUCAUCCGCUCGCCGAAGCCAUGCCUGCCCCCCGACUCGCCGACGCUCUGCCAGCCGCCCAAGCUGCAGAUCACCACGACCGUGGUGCCGCGCAUGAACACGACCUCCCCCACGGAGUUCAGCGAGUCGAAUUUGCUCGCGUUCAACGGCUCUGCGGACUCGCGCGAGGACACGGUGCGCGCUAUGCUCUCGCGGCUCCGGCGCCGCACGCUGCCCCCCAUCAAGGCGUCGUCGGACCUUGGCGUCCCGGCUUCGCCGCGGGAGGACGACGAGGAGCGGAAGCUCCGGAGACGCAGCGCUCCCCCGGAGCUCCAGGAGAGGGACAAGGCUCGCACCGGCUUCGAGCACCCCGUGCUCGCGUUGCCCGGCGCGUUCUGAGCUGUCGACGCCCGAACUACCUCCCGCGUACACUCCUACCCUCCCCUAGACUUGUCGUUGUUUCCUCCUUCCCUUCGGGCUCGGGAUUUUCUCUUAAUGCAGUGAACAAACAAAGUGGAUGCUGAUUGGACGAACGGACCAUGGAUUGAGUUACUCUGUGUUCGCACCUCGCAUAGCCUAAAUGUGUGGGGGCGCUUCUUGAUGGGGUUCGUUGUAUGUUGACGUUGGCAUAUUUAUUAUCUCGGUGCGGUGUAACAGGGGAAGUUGGUUGAUCCGCUUCUCUGCAUACCUCUGCGUACUGUGUUCUGUAGAUUGUGGAGGAGGCUGCGCCUUCUGCACUGAGUACCCAACGUCUUGUCCCCAACCCUGUCUUCUACAUCACACUACACUACACCUAGGUCAAUACAGAUGGUGGGCUGUGCCCUAUGAUUGAC
Molecule: messenger RNA, 1706 nt
Organism: Rhodofomes roseus
Lineage: Eukaryota; Fungi; Basidiomycota; Agaricomycetes; Polyporales; Fomitopsidaceae
Exons: 2
Coding region: 1-1272 (423 amino acids)
Source: RefSeq, a predicted model, not a curated record